Annulohypoxylon maeteangense is the source of this 953-nucleotide messenger RNA. RefSeq lists its product as uncharacterized. The transcript has 2 exons. The coding region runs from base 152 to 520 and encodes 122 amino acids. NCBI's taxonomy places the organism in Eukaryota, Fungi, Ascomycota, Sordariomycetes, Xylariales, Hypoxylaceae. The record is from RefSeq and is a predicted model, not a curated record.
UUACCAUUGCAAAUAAUAUUCAUCGAUACAAUAGAGUACGAGGCUAUCUCCGAAACGUAGAUACACAAGCCUCCAUCGACCUAUCCUAUACCUCGCACCAUCUCAUCAAUACCUACUUACCUACUUAUUUGACUUCUCACACAAUAACAACAUGCCUAUGAACAUGACCCCAUCUCGACCAUUCACGGCCGCCUCGCCUGUUCAUCCGAGCUACCUACCCACAUUACAUAAAUCUGGUCGCAUUGAAAGGGGAAUUGCUACCGCGGCUGUGGCAGCUAUAGGAAUCGGGUAUGGUCUGACGAAAUACAAGGCAAUCAAGGCCGAGCAAUGGCAGAAGGAACACCACGUCGAGCAACAACAAAUGUUUCGAAAUGCGGAGAUGGUCCCGGCAAUGGCCGUCGCGACACCUGCUCAUCGAGGGGAGGCCGUCGAAGCUCUUGAGAAUGCGUAUGGAGAACGGACGAAUCUCGCCGAGCUAGAGGCUGCUGUAGCGACGUACGAAUCACGACAGAAGAACUGAGGGGUACUCGUUCUUUGCAUUAUGACAUGGUUAAGUACUAUUGCGGGUUUUAGGAGCGGGCGUUUAGGCAGGCUAUCUGAUCGUAUCGAUGGGGUUUCGGACGGCAUGAAAAUACAUAAGGCGGUAUACGCCGACGGUUUAUUACUUAGGGACAGAGUCAUAUAAAGGGUUGGGAAGAACUCGCCUUGACCUGAUGUCUACCUGGGUAAGGUAGUCAAAGACCACGAUUGAUAGCAAUUUAUCUCUAUCGAACACAACAUACCUACACAUCCCCUCUGAUAAGGGAUUUUAUACAGAUGGCCAAGAUAAAUUCAAGUAUAGAGUUAUGUAGGUACCUACCUACUAGGUAGGUAUUCGAGAAUUUCUAAUAGCAGAGUACCUGGUAGUUAAUCUGGAACCUUAGGAAAAUAAGAUACAAUUAGGUAUUUUGAGG